AUGUGGUUAGUUGAGAAUUUUAUUCAGCCGGAUCGAGCACGCUAUACUAUGCCGCCAUACACAGAGCAAACGCCUACUACAAAAACAGAAGGUCUAAACAUAGACCACUUUGAGAAGCUCAUAGCACCACAAGCUGAGACAAGGAAACACCAGAUAGUGUACCAGAACUUAGUCACCUUCGGCUAUGGACACGCCGCCGCGCUCUACGGCCUGUACCUUGCUUGUACGACUGCUACGUGGAAUACGAUAUUUUUCCAUUACGUAAUAUUCGCGGCGGCCUCUGUGGGAGUGACAGCGGGCGCGCACAGGCUAUGGACGCACAGGGCGUAUAAAGCUAAAAUGCCGCUUCAGAUCAUCCUCAUGGUGAUGAACACUUUCGCAUUCCAGAACACCGCCAUAACGUGGGUGCGAGACCAUCGUUUACACCAUAGGUACAGCGAUACGGACGCGGAUCCACAUAACGCGACGCGAGGGUUUUUCUUCUCGCAUAUGGGAUGGUUGCUUGUGAGGAAACACCCGGAGGUGAAGAGACGCGGGCAGUUCAUUGACAUGUCGGAUAUUUAUGCCAAUCCCGUUUUAAGAUUUCAGAAGAAAUACGCUGUCCCAUUCAUAGGAACGGUUUGUUUUGUACUACCAACUGUAAUACCAAUGUAUUUUUGGGGGGAGACUCUCAACACUGCGUGGCACCUCGCCGUGCUGCGAUACGUUUGCAAUCUUCACAACACAUUCCUGGUGAACAGCGCAGCCCAUUUAUGGGGAAACAAGCCCUAUGAUAAAGCCAUACAACCCGCUCAAAAUCUCAUGGUGUCCUUCUUCGCUUUCGGCGAAGGCUUCCACAACUACCACCAUGUGUUCCCAUGGGAUUACAAGACGGCAGAAUUAGGGAAUAACUUUUUGAACAUGACCACUUAUUUUAUAGAUUUCUUCGCUUGGAUAGGUUGGGCGUACGAUUUGAAGACCGUUUCUGAAGAACAUAUACGGUCUAGAGCGAAUAAAUGCGGCGAUGGUAGCAACAAAUGGGGAUUUAAGGAG
Brenthis ino (lesser marbled fritillary) is the source of this 1032-nucleotide messenger RNA. NCBI's taxonomy places the organism in Eukaryota, Metazoa, Arthropoda, Insecta, Lepidoptera, Nymphalidae. The record is from the annotation of a GenBank genome assembly.